AGCGGUUCAUUCGCGACUAUAACGGCAUCGCAUACGCCGCGUCUUGUUCUUACGCUGUGCAGUUGUCCGCUUGAAAACCUGUGCACCAUUCGAAGGCUCCGCCCUACCAUAAAUACUCUCCCCCCUCCCAACCACAUCGACGCAACCAUGGCCGCGUUCCAACGCCCCGUCAUGCCCGAGGACUCGGUGCUAGUCUCGACAUUGCACGAGCUGGCCAACAAGCAGAGCGGAAGGUCCAAGCUCGUCAAAUCGUCUGUGUACGACGCACCCGCAGAUCCCGAGAUCAAGGUGCAUAGCUGGAAGAUGGACGAAUACCGGUACUACGAUGUCCCGUCGCCGUUCCCGACCCUUGCGCGAGGAUUGUUCACGGUCACGCUGCCGAGCGUGGGCAAGGAUGGAAAGAACGCCCACCUGAUUGUUGCGCGCGGGUACGAUAAGUUCUUCAAUAUCGGGGAGGUUCCUUGGACGACGUGGCCGUCGUUGGAGGCACACACCGCCGGACCGUACACAGCUUCUCUCAAAAGUAAUGGAUGCAUCAUCUUCAUCGCUGCUUUGACGCCAGAUAAACUCAUCAUCACAUCGAAACACUCCAUCGGACCCGUCGUCGGACAAAAUACCAGUCACGCUGAAGCUGGAGAGGGGUGGCUUCGCAAAUAUCUCGAUGAGAAGGGAAAGACAGAGGCUGACUUCGCGAAGAGACUUUGGGAUAACAACUGGACUGCCAUCGCUGAGCUCUGCGACGACUCGUUCGAAGAGCAUGUCCUCGGGUACUCACCCGAGAAAACCGGCCUCCACCUGCACGGACUGAACACCUCAACCUCAGUUUUCCAUACUCUCCCUCACUCUGUGAUCGACGCGUUCGCCGAUGAGUGGGGCUUCAUCCGCACCCCGUCACUGGAGUUUCCUACUCUCGCAGCCGUCCGCGCCUUCACUGACGGGGUCUCUGCUGCCGGCCACUGGGAGGGCGAGCCUGUUGAAGGUUUCGUCGUACGCACACACGUCACAUCGAAACCCGGAGACGCACCCUACGCUCCUGGCUCGACAUUCUUCUUCAAAAUCAAAUUCGAUGAGCCGUACAUGAUGUACCGCGACUGGAGGGAGCUCACGAAAUCGCUUUUGACUGCGCAUGAUAAAGGGCUGUCUGGCAAAGGGGCAGGAAUGAGCGAGGGGGCGCUGUCAAAGGGCAAGAUGCGUAGGCCGGAGAGCAAAGUCUAUGUUCGAUGGGUCAUGAAGGAGAUCGUACGCGACCCGGAGACAUUUGCCCAGUACGGGAAAAACAAGGGCAUUAUCGCAACGAGGGACAAGUUCAUGGUCUAUCUGGCUUCAGAAGAGGGCCAACAGCAGUUGGCACUCGCUAAAGAGAACAGGCUGCCACCUGCCACGACAGCGAAUACAGCUAGCCCUAGUGCUCAGUUUGGCAAGACUGUCAUCGUGCCAGUUGCGAUCCCCGGUAGCGGCAAGACAGCAGUUGCAGUCGCCCUGACGCAUAUCUUUGGGUUCGGUCACACUCAAAGUGACGACGUCAAGGCGAAAAAAGCUGCACCCAUCUUCUUGAAAAACGUUAAUGCGCUAUUGACAACUCAUGACGUUGUAAUCGCCGACAAAAACAAUCAUCUCAAACAGCACCGAGCUCAGCUACGUCAAGCUGUAGCCGGUCGAAACCCUCCGGUCCGCCUACUUGCUCUCAAUUGGGCUCUAAAUGCAAACGGCAUGACACCUGCCGACGCACAUCGCAUUUGCAGCUCUCGUAUCACGAAACGCGGAGAAAAUCAUCAGACGCUUCGACCGGACGAAACGGGCGACGCAAAAGCCAACCACGGGCAUGUAGUCUCCAUGUUCAUCAAGCAGACAGAUGCCCUUGUGUCAGAAGAGGUGGACGGGAUCAUUGAAAUGUCGAUCGAUGAAGGCAUGGACGCUUCCAUCCGCCGCGCUGUCGAUGGCGUUGUCCGGGAGCUGGAGCUGCUGGAACCUACAGAACAAAAGAUCCAGGAGGGAAUCCAGGCUGCGCGUGAUUAUGUUGUCGCUGCCUCCGAGGAACCCCAGGCCAAAAAGUCAGCGAAGGCCGACAGCAAGAAGGGCAAAGAGAAGGCUAAGGAACAGGCUGUUCCUACUGUCAAGAAGCCCAAACCUCCACGCUACUAUGGGCUUGUUCCUGAUUUCUCUUUUGACUCCCUCGUUGGAUCGGUUUCUUCCGACUCCAAGGCUGCUGAAUUCCUCACUUUGCUACGAGAGAAAGAACGGAUCACAGCUCGACCUCACGUGACUGUCGUCCACUCGAAGGCGUUGAGCGAGCCUGGGGCACAAGAUCUCUGGGGCCGAUGUGCACGGCUCGAUCUUGGCCCUGAAAAAGAUCAAGCCGUCUUCACCUGCAAGCUCAACACUCUUCUUUGGGAUGGAAGGGUGAUGGCCGUCGUAGUUGACGAUCUGAAGCUCGAUAAGGAAGGACGAGAAGGACAGGUUGGUGCCGAGUUCGUGUCGAUGCUUGGAGAACGUGUUCGCAGUAGACUGCACCUCACAGUCGGGACCAAAGAUCCCAGCAUCCAGCCAGUCGAAGCAAAAGCAAUGGUCGAGUCGUGGCGAGCAGGCAAGACAGGAAUCAAAACCCUCCAGCUCGAUGAAAAAACUGUCCAAGCAAGAGUGAAGGGACUCUUCAGCUAA
Messenger RNA from Mycena citricolor, 2658 nucleotides. The record is from the annotation of a GenBank genome assembly. Lineage: Eukaryota; Fungi; Basidiomycota; Agaricomycetes; Agaricales; Mycenaceae.